Miscanthus lutarioriparius is the source of this 1443-nucleotide messenger RNA. The record is from the annotation of a GenBank genome assembly. Lineage: Eukaryota; Viridiplantae; Streptophyta; Magnoliopsida; Poales; Poaceae.
AUGGCGCACGACGGCAUCGCCGAUGAUGGCGCCGCCGCGCCGCUGCUCGCGUCGUCCGCGAACUCCGGCAAGCCACGCUGGAACAUGUACGCCUUCGCCUGCGCCACGCUCGCGUCCAUGACCACCAUCCUCAUGGGCUACAAUCUCGCCCUGAUGAGCGGCGCGCAGCUGUUCAUCCGGCAGGACCUGGGCCUCUCCGACGCGCAGAUCGAGGUGCUGGCCGGGUCCAUCAACGUGUUCAUGCUCAUGUCCAUCCUCGCCGCCGGCUGGGCGGCCGACCUCCUCGGCCGCCGCGGCACGCUCGUACUGGCCAACGUCUUCCUCAUGGCCGGCGCACUCGCCAUGUCGCUGGGCAGCAGCUACUCCGCGCUCAUGGCCGCGCGCUGCAUCACCAGCGUCGGCUCUGGGUUCUCCGUUGUUGUCACCUCCGUUUACAACGCCGAGAUAUCGCCGGCGUCCAUGCGCGGCUUCCUCUCAUCUUUCCUUGACAUGUUCAUCAGCCUCGGUUUACUUCUGAGCUACGUGUCCAACUAUGCCUUCGCCGGCUUGCCGGUGCACCUUGGCUGGCGUAUCAUGUACGGCGUCGGCGUGCUUCCGCCGGUGCUGCUCGCCGUGGGCGUGCUCGCCAUGCCAGAGUCGCCGCGGUGGCUGGCGAUGCGCGGGCGCCACGCCGAUGCGCGCGCGGUGCUCGUGCGCACCUCGGACACCCCGGCCGAGGCCGACCUGCGCCUCGAGGAGAUCAAGCAGGCCGUCAGGGAGCCACAGGUUAGUGACGGUGACCGAGGCAGCAACGUCUGGAAGGAGCUGCUCAUCCGGCCGUCGGCGAGCGUGCGCCGGAUCCUCGUCUGCGUGGUCGGCGUGAACUUCUUCCAGCAAGCGUCCGGCAUCGACGCCCUCGUGCUCUACAGCCCACUGGUGUUCCGCAAGGCCGGCAUGUCGUCCGACAAAGCCGUCCUCGGCGCCACUGUGGCCGCCGGCGUCGUGAAGAUGUGCUUCGUCCUGGUGGCCACGCUCUUCUCGGACCGCCUCGGCCGGCGCCCGCUCCUCCUCGCUAGCACGGCGGGCGUGGCCGUGUCCAUGGUGUCGCUGGGCGUGACGCUCUGCGUCGGCGGCGCCGCGAGCAUGGCGGCCAGCGUCCUGUCGGUGCUGGCCUUCAUGACGGCGUUCUCCAUCGGGUUCGGCCCGCUGGCGGGCACGUACAGCGCCGAGAUCAUGCCGCUGCGGCUGCGAGCGCAGGGCGCCAGCCUGGGCACGGCGGUGAACCGGCUGACGUCCGCGCUGGUCAGCAUGACGUUCAUCUCGCUCGCGGAUGCGAUCACCAUGCCUGGGUGCUUCUUCCUGUACGCCGGCGUGGGGGCGGCCGCGUGCGCGUUCGUGUACGCGCGGAUGCCGGAGACCAAGGGACGGAGCCUCGAGGACAUGGACGUGCUCUUCGCCAAAUGA